Opisthocomus hoazin is the source of this 1467-nucleotide messenger RNA. The record is from RefSeq and is a predicted model, not a curated record. Lineage: Eukaryota; Metazoa; Chordata; Aves; Opisthocomiformes; Opisthocomidae.
ACCACGGCCAUUCUGGCGGAGCUGGGGGCCCCUCGUGUUUCAGCGGUGCUGGGUGUGGAGCACGAGCAGGUUUCCCUGGCUGCCUGCAACCUUCUGCACGUGAUGUUCGAUUCCCUGAAGGAGGGGCUGCAGAAGGAUUUCCGUGGCAAGGAGGAUGCGGUGGUGCUGGAUUCCUCUAAGGACCUGAAACUGCUGAUCAAUCACCUUCUGGAGCUGCUGGCACUGGAAGGGGCCUCUGCGCACGGCCGUGACAAUGCCCUCAACCUGCUCAUCAAGGUGGUGCCCAGGAAGUCGCCGAAGGAGACCAACAACAGCAUGAGCCUCUGGGUGAUCGACCAGGGCCUGAAGAAGAUCCUGGAGGUGGGAAGUACAGUGUGCGGCGCCCCGGGCAGCCUGCCCGUGACGGAGAACAGUCGGAUGAGCGCCUCGGUUCUGCUGAGCAAACUUUACGAUGACCUGAAAUGCGAUGCUGAGAGGGAGAACUUCCACCGCUUGUGUGAGGACUACGUGAGGAGCUGGUUCGAGGGCCACGAGCUGGCGGGGGAGCUGCGGGCCAUCCAGGCAGUGGCGUCCGCCGCAGAUGCCGGGAACAGGGUGCUGGAGCUGGAGGGGAUCAUGGACGGCGUGCUGUCCCUCUGCGCCUCCGUCUGCGAGGCCCACCAGCUGGUAGCGGUGGAGGCGCUGAUCCACGCUGCCGACAAGGCCAAGCGCGCGUCCUUCAUCACCACCAACGGCGUCAGCCUGCUGAAGGAGAUCUACAAGCACAGCGAGAGGGACAGCAUCCGCAUCCGGGCGCGUGGUGAGCAUGGCGGGACGGGAGAGCGGCUGUGCCCAGCCCUUGGCUGCGGGGCCUGGGGGUCCGGCCCGGUGGUGCUGGGUGGGCUCGAGCCCUGGCCUGUCCUCUCCAUCGCGGGUGUGAUGGGUGCCCCGUUAUCGCCGCAGUCGGAGGACAGGAGCGUGCUCUACGCUGUCGCCUCCACACUAGUGAACUGCACCAACAGCUAUGACCACGAGGAGCCAGACCCCCAGAUGCUGGAGCUGGCCAGGUACGCCAAGCAGCACAUUCCGGAGCAGCACCCCAAGGACAAGCCGGACUUCGUGAAGCGGCGGGUGCGGAAGCUGCUGACGGCUGGUGUGGUGUCGGCUCUGGCGUGCAUGGUGAAGAGCGAGAACCCGGCGCUCACCAACUCCUGCCGGGAGCUGAUCUCCAGGUACGGGGAGCUGGGUUCUGAGGCUCUCAUCCCACUGUCCCUGGAGGGCACCGAGGUGGGGCAGACCAAGGCAGCUCAGGCCCUGGCAAAGAUCACCAUCACCUCCAACCCGGAGAUGGCGUUCCCCGGAGAGCGGAUCUAUGAGGUGGUCCGGCCCCUGGUCAGCCUUCUGCACCUUCAGCGCACCGGCCUGGAGAACUUCGAGGGUCUGAUGGCGUUAACCAACCUGGCUGGCAUCAGCGAGAGGCUGCGGUAG